AGAAAAUUGACCUACAAUUUAUAUAGUAGAAUAGUAUAUGGAAAGAAGAGAUUUUUCCUGUUUUCUUACUCGAUUCAAAAACUAGCAACCCGUCCACUCUGUUUCUCUCUCCAAAUAGAUAUACACACGGAGUCUGCGCCUUUUCUCUCUCUCGCAAUAGAUUGGAUCUCCCCAAGUAUAUAGAUACAAAUAUCGGUUUCUGAAGGAUACUCAUAGAUCGGCGAGGCUAAAUGAGGAAUGAAGAGAUUGAGAGCUCCGACGACAACGAAUUACCAUCGUCGGCGCCACGAGUGGGUCGUAAAUACGGCCCCGUCGUUGCGCAUGAUAAUGAUCCCGUCGUGCUCGAGAUGUCCUCCUUCGAUCACGGAUCUUCGUCGAAUCCCUUAAACAAAGUAAAAACAAGCUUUCAGCCAAAUUCGGGUGCAGUUGCAAAAGAAGAGUCAAUAUCAGAUGAUCGAGGAGUCAAUGGUGAACACAAAGAGUCUAAAUUGGAAUUAUUUGGUUUUGAUUCUCUUGUUAACAUUCUUGGUCUCAAAAGUAUGACAGGGGAGCCGAUGCCUGUACCUUCAAGUCCUAGAGGUCGUGAUGAUGGCUCUAAUCCUGCACAGCAUCCUCUGAUACAGAGUAGCAGUGUUGUGAAAUCAGGAACAAUGAUGGGAGUCUUUAUCCCAUGCUUGCAGAACAUAUUGGGAAUUAUCUACUACAUCAGGUUUUCCUGGAUUGUUGGCAUGGCAGGCAUAGGUGGGUCCCUAGCAGUAGUCGCCUUAUGUGGCUUAUGUACUUUCUUGACUGCAGUAUCAUUGAGUGCAAUCGCAACAAAUGGUGCAAUGAAGGGUGGGGGACCAUACUAUCUCAUUGGUCGUGCUUUGGGUCCUGAAGUCGGAGUCAGCAUAGGACUAUGUUUCUUUUUAGGGAAUGCGGUUGCUGGAUCUAUGUAUGUCUUGGGAGCAGUGGAGACCUUUUUGAAUGCUGUGCCAAAGGCUGGACUUUUUAGAGAGACUAUUACACAAGUAAAUGGGACAGCAGUAGCGGAACCUAUAACAACUCCAAGUUUACAUGAUCUACAAGUCUAUGGGAUUAUUGUUACUAUUGUUUUAGUAUUUAUAGUUUUUGGAGGUGUUAAAAUGAUUAACAAGGUUGCACCAGCCUUUCUUAUACCUGUUCUGUUUUCCCUCCUCUGUAUAUUCAUUGGGAUAUUUGCAGCAAGGGAGGAUCAUCCAGCAGUUGGAGUCACGGGCUUAAGUUUGAAAUCUUUCAGAGACAAUUGGAGUUCUAGUUAUCAAACAACAAACAAUGCUGGAAUACCUGAUCCUGCUGGAGAAAUACACUGGCACUUCAAUGCAUUGGUAGGUCUGUUCUUUCCUGCAGUAACGGGAAUCAUGGCUGGUUCAAACCGGUCAGCCUCAUUAAAAGACACGCAACGUUCGAUUCCAAUCGGAACAUUAGCAGCGACACUAACAACCACAGCUCUCUACUUCAUUUCUGUGUUCCUUUUGGGAUCUGUAGCCACAAGAGAAAAACUCUUCACAGACAGAUUACUAACAGCCACAAUCGCAUGGCCUUCUUCAUCAAUCAUAUACAUCGGAAUCAUCCUUUCCACUCUGGGUGCUGCUUUACAGAGCCUCACUGGUGCCCCACGCCUCCUUGCAGCCAUAGCCAAUGAUGACAUUCUACCUGUUCUUAAUUACUUCAAGGUCGCAGAAGGCAGCGAGCCUCAUAUUGCCACCUUCUUCACCGCUUUUCUCUGCAUCGCGUGUGUUGUCAUUGGGAAUCUUGAUCUUAUCUCCCCGACCAUUACUAUGUUUUAUCUCCUGUGUUAUGCGGGUGUUAACUUGUCCUGUUUUCUUCUCGAUCUCUUGGAUGCGCCUAGCUGGCGUCCUCGCUGGAAGUUUCAUCAUUGGAGUCUCUCUCUUCUUGGAGCGUCUCUUUGUAUUGUUAUCAUGUUUUUGAUUUCUUGGUCCUUCACUGUCGUGUCCCUUGCGCUUGCUAGCCUCAUAUACUAUUAUGUCAGCAUCAAGGGAAAAGCUGGCGACUGGGGAGAUGGUUUCAAGAGUGCUUAUUUUCAACUAGCUCUUCGCAGUCUUCGAUCUUUGGGAGCAAGCAACGUUCAUCCAAAGAACUGGUACCCAAUCCCACUGAUCUUCUGCAGACCAUGGGGAAAACUACCAGAAAACGUGCCAUGUCAUCCAAAACUGGCGGAUUUCGCCAACUGCAUGAAAAAAAAGGGGAGAGGAAUGUCCAUAUUCGUGGACAUCCUAGACGGGGACUACCACGAGUGUGCAGAAGACGCAAAAACCGCUUGCAAAAACCUGGCGACAUACAUCGAAUACAAACGCUGCGAAGGCGUUGCAGAAAUCGUGGUGGCCCCCAGCAUGUCCGACGGCUUCCGAGGCAUCGUCCAAACCAUGGGCCUCGGAAAUCUCAAACCCAACAUCGUCGUCUUACGUUACCCGGAGAUAUGGCGCCGCGAGAAUUUGACCGAAAUACCCUCCACUUUUGUUGGCAUCAUUAACGACUGCAUUGUCGCCAACAAAGCGGUUGUGAUCGUGAAAGGGCUUGACGAAUGGCCCAACGAGUAUCAGAGACAGUAUGGGACCAUCGACUUGUAUUGGAUUGUUAGAGACGGUGGUCUUAUGCUUCUUUUAUCUCAGCUCCUUCUCACCAAGGAAAUGUUUGAAAGCUGUAAAAUUCAAGUCUUUUGUAUCGCCGAAGAGGAUUCCGAUGCUGAAGAGCUGAAAGCCGAUGUCAGAAAGUUUCUUUACGAUCUUCGUAUGCAAGCCGAGGUCAUUGUUGUUUCCAUGAAGACGUGGGACCACGGCGAUGAUCACGCGCAGGAUGACUCCGUGGAGGCCUUUGUGGCUGCACAAGCCCGGAUUAAAGACUACUUAGCGCAGAUUAAGGAAGAAGAGAAACAACAGUUUAUGGUGGUCAAUGAACAACAAGUGGAGAAGUUCUUGUACACCACUUUGAAGUUGAACUCAACGAUUAUGAAGUAUUCAAGGAUGGCGGCUGUGGUGCUUGUCAGCCUUCCCCCGCCACCUGUCAACCACCCCUCCUAUUUUUAUAUGGAGUAUAUGGAUCUGUUGGUGGAGAAUAUUCCAAGGCUUUUGAUUGUUCGAGGGUAUCGUAAAGAUGUUGUCACUUUGUUCACGUAGUUCAUCUCAUCUCAUCCCAUCCCAUCCUAUUAUUAUUAUUAUAAACUUUUUUUUUUAUAUAGAGUCCAAGAUGUCUCGUUUUUUGCAUCGUAAUGAUUUGUAGAUUAAACGUUCGAUUCAUUCUUUGCAUCGGUAUACAGUUUUGUUGUUCUAUUGAAACCGAGCUUCUUUAUUUUGUAAGUAUUCUUUUUAGAGCC
Lactuca sativa (garden lettuce) is the source of this 3352-nucleotide messenger RNA. RefSeq names its product cation-chloride cotransporter 1. The record is from RefSeq and is a predicted model, not a curated record. Gene Ontology annotation, molecular function: chloride:monoatomic cation symporter activity. Gene Ontology annotation, cellular component: membrane. NCBI's taxonomy places the organism in Eukaryota, Viridiplantae, Streptophyta, Magnoliopsida, Asterales, Asteraceae. Gene Ontology annotation, biological process: transmembrane transport; monoatomic ion transport.